CCCCGUCACAAACCUCUCGAAUUUGACGAUAUCACACCUUUCGACUCUUCUGUCUCAGCGCCAACCCAUCUCGACAGACAGAUCAGCCCCCCGACCGACAAGAUGGCGGACGUCGACACCCCCGUCACCCUGCGAACUCGCAAGUUCAUCCGUAACCCCCUGCUUGGCCGUAAGCAGAUGGUCGUUGAUAUCCUCCACCCCGGCCGCGCCAACAUCUCCAAGGAUGAGCUCCGCGAGAAGCUCGGCUCCUUGUACAAGGCCACUAAGGACCAGAUCAACGUCUUCGGUCUCCGCACCCAGUUCGGUGGCGGCAAGACCACUGGUUUCGCCCUCGUCUACGACUCCCCCGAGGCCAUGAAGAAGUUCGAGCCCCACUACAGACUGGUCCGCGUUGGCUUCGCCAGCAAGAUCGAGAAGGCCAGCAGACAGCAGCGCAAGCAGCGCAAGAACCGCCAGAAGACCCUGCGCGGAACGGCGAAGGUCAAGGGUGCCAAGAAGAAGAAGGAAUAA
Colletotrichum abscissum is the source of this 510-nucleotide messenger RNA. RefSeq names its product ribosomal protein S24e. Lineage: Eukaryota; Fungi; Ascomycota; Sordariomycetes; Glomerellales; Glomerellaceae. Gene Ontology annotation, molecular function: structural constituent of ribosome. Gene Ontology annotation, cellular component: ribosome. The record is from RefSeq and is a predicted model, not a curated record. The transcript has 3 exons. Gene Ontology annotation, biological process: translation. The annotation marks the transcript as partial.